Messenger RNA from Myxocyprinus asiaticus (Chinese sucker), 1860 nucleotides. Its product is annotated as regulator of G-protein signaling 21-like. The transcript has 5 exons. Lineage: Eukaryota; Metazoa; Chordata; Actinopteri; Cypriniformes; Catostomidae. The record is from RefSeq and is a predicted model, not a curated record. The coding region runs from base 208 to 714 and encodes 168 amino acids.
ACAGAGAGGAAACCUGUAGAGCACCAAGUGCAGAAUGAUCACGAGCAGGACAGAGCUGCUGUGGAUUUCAAGGCAAUAAUCACUCACUCUACAAUGCCUGGCCUUAUCCCACCAAUCCCAACGCAUUUCAACAUGGAUAGAGAUGACUGCAGAAGAAAUGCGGAGUUGUAAGUGCAAUAUUGGAGAAUUUUUACAGAUCUGGCUGGGAUGCUUGUGAGAACAAGGGUUGGAUUAGGAAAGAACCUCAUGUGUCGACUAAAGUGCAUGUUCUCCAGCUCAUCUGCUCCUGAGAGCAGGCUAUGUUUAGAAGAUACCCAACAAUGGUCUCAGUCUCUGGAGCGACUCCUGGGCUCAAAAUAUGGCUUGGCCACGUUCCGCACCUUUCUAAAAUCAGAAUUCAGUGACGAGAACAUUGAAUUCUGGCUGACAUGCGAGGACUACAAGAAGAUAACGUCAUCUCAUAAGAUGUCCUCAAAGGCAAAGAAAAUCUUAAAGCAAUUCAUUGAAGCCGAAUCUCCAAAAGAGAUAAAUAUCGACUAUCACACACGGGAGGAAAUUAAGAGGAAUGUACGGAGUCCGACGGUGCAGUGUUUUGACGAGGCUCAAAAGAUUGUAUACGGAUUGAUGGAACGUGAUUCUUACCCCAGAUUUCUACGAUCUGAGAUGUACCGGACCCUCCUGGAAUCCCUUGCAGCAGAUACUGCCCAAGGAUGAGUGUAUGGAUAUAUCACACCAAUGCUAAAACUGGAAUGGUCUGGUCUUCUAUGCAAGAGCACCCAUUAGUAACAAUUUAUGCACAGAGAUGACCAGAACCCCAAAGCUGGUCCACCCACCAAGGUGGAUCAACCUCCAAAGAACCUCUGAAACAAGGAGGAGUCAAGAAGGUAGAGCAAUGUCGCCUCCUCUAUCGUACUCUUGUUCUACGACAAGUUUUGGAGCAUACCAAAUCAAAAUGGAUUACAAAUAGAAGUCUCAUUGCACUAACUCUACAGUUAGCCAUAAAAACAUUAUUAGUGUGCCAGCUGGGGGUGCUUCCUGUCUAGAUAAGGACACAGCUCCUUCAAGCCUUUCCGGUGGUUUCUGAAGCUACAGCAUGGGCACAACACUAUUGUCUCUCCCUGGCACUUCCAGAAGAUCUUUAAGAACUGUUUAGCCAAUUACUUUUUUCCCUCCCCUUUUUUCCCCAAUUUGGAAUGCUCAAUUCCCAACGCGCUCUAAGUCCUCGUGGUAGCGUAGUGACUCAAUCCGGGUGGCAGAGGAUGAAUCUCAGUUGCCUCCACGUCUGAGACCGUCAAUCCACACAUCUUAUUACGUGGCUUGUUGAGCGUGUUACCGCGGAGACAUAGCGCGUGUGGAGGCUUCACGCUAUUCUCCGUGGCAUCCAUGCACAACUCACCACGCACCCCACCGAGAGCGAGAACCACAUUAUAGCAACCACGGUGGUUACCCAUGUGACUCUACCCUCUCUAGCAACCUGCCAAUUUGGUUGCUUAGGAGACCUGGCUGGGGUGGUAGUCAGCGUCUUUACUCGCUGAGCUAUCCAGGCCCCCUGCCAAUGACUUUGUUAACAAACACCACCACAGCCUGUUGGUUGAAGUGGUUAGGACAUUAUAGCGAGAAGAUUUGGACAUACCCUAUUUCAGCAUUGUUGCUUGAAAACAACACUGAAAAGUAAAGGUAAAAAAUGAAUUGUAGCAUGUGUGCCACACACACAUAAAAACUGUAGGCAUUACAUUACUUGUUAUAAUGUUUAAUUUAAAUGCAAAUACUAUUUAUUAACCUCAGCCACUGGUUGGAUGUUGACUUCAGUCCAUUUACUAUAAUAAAUUAAGACUUUAAAAUAAAGAUUGGACACUGGAA